GGCCCGGCGCGCGUGCGCGCUGGCACCGCCGAGCGCCGACUGGGUCCGAGCGGUGGAGUCGCGAGCCUGAGCAGGUUGGCGCUGAGGUGGCGCGGAGGCGAGGCGGCGGAGCAGCUGGACAUCCGCUGUGGGGCAGGGCUGCUGUUUCUUUAUCAGAUGAAGCCUGAGGAGCCUUCCAGCUGUGAGAUAUUAGGAGAGGAAAACUUCUGAGUCUGGAUCUGCAGAAGACUCGCCUCGCCUCUCUGCACAAUGUCAGGAAGCCAUGUGCCUUCUGCCAGUGGCCCCUUCUCAGCCCUAACUCCAAGCAUGUGGCCUCAGGAGAUCCUGGCCAAGUACACGCAGAAGGAAGAGUCAGAGGAGCAACCAGAGUUCUAUUAUGAUGAGUUCGGCUUCCGUGUGGACAAGGAAGAUGGUGCUGACCCCAGUUCCAGCAAGCUGCCAGGUGUGUCUCUGAUGGAGGACCCUCCACAGAGGCUGCGGUGGCAGGCCCACCUGGAGUUCACCCAUAAUCAUGACGUGGGGGAUCUCACCUGGGACAAGAUUGCUGUCUCCCUACCCCGCUCUGAGAAGCUUCGCUCCCUGGUGCUGGCUGGCAUCCCACACAGCAUGAGGCCCCAGUUGUGGAUGCGGCUCUCCGGGGCCCUGCAGAAGAAGAGGGGUUCCGAGCUGUCCUACCGAGAGAUUGUGAAAAACAGCUCCAACGACGAGACCAUUGCUGCCAAACAGAUUGAGAAGGACCUGCUCCGCACCAUGCCCAGCAACGCCUGCUUCGCCAACGUGAGCAGCAUCGGGGUGCCCCGCCUGCGCAGGGUCCUCCGAGCACUGGCCUGGCUCUACCCAGAGAUUGGCUACUGCCAGGGCACGGGCAUGGUGGCCGCCUGCCUCCUGCUGUUCCUGGAGGAGGAGGAUGCCUUCUGGAUGAUGUGCGCCAUCAUCGAGGACCUGCUCCCUGCCUCCUACUUCAGCACCACCCUGCUGGGUGUCCAGACAGACCAGCGGGUCCUGCGCCACCUCAUCGUCCAGUACCUGCCUCGCUUGGACAAGCUGCUCCAGGAGCAUGACAUCGAGCUGUCCCUGAUCACGUUGCACUGGUUCCUCACGGCCUUCGCCAGCGUCGUGCACAUCAGGCUGCUGCUGCGCCUCUGGGACCUGUUCUUCUACGAGGGCUCCCUGGUGCUGUUCCAGACCACUCUGGGCAUGCUGCGCCUCAAGGAGGAGGAGCUGAUCCAGUCCGAGAACUCGGCCUCCAUCUUCAACACGCUCUCAGACAUACCAUCACAGAUCCAGGACGCAGAGCUGCUGCUGGGGGAAGCCAUGCGGCUGGCUGGCUGCCUCACCGAUGUGGCCGUGGAGACCCAGCGCCGCAAGCAUCUGGCCUACCUCAUUGCAGACCAGGGCCCACUCCUGGGAACCAGCGCCACCACCAGCCUCUCUCAGGUUGUUCGGCGCAGGACCCAGCGGAGGAAGUCUGGCAUCACCUCACUGCUCUUUGGGGAGGACGACCUGGAGGCGCUCAAGGCUAAGAACAUCAAGCAGACGGAACUGGUGGCUGAUCUCCGGGAAGCCAUCCUGCGCGUGGCACGCCAUUUCCAGUGCACAGACCCCAAAAACUGUAGUGUGGAGCUGACCCCCGACUACAGCAUGGAGAGCCAUCAGCGAGACCACGAGAACUACGUGGCAUGCUCACGCAGCCAUCGGCGCCGGGCCAAGGCCCUGCUGGACUUUGAGCGACACGAUGACGAUGAGCUGGGCUUCCGCAAGAAUGACAUCAUCACGAUCAUUUCCCAGAAGGAUGAGCACUGCUGGGUCGGGGAGCUGAAUGGCCUGAGAGGCUGGUUUCCAGCCAAGUUUGUGGAAGUCCUGGAUGAACGGAGCAAAGAGUACUCCGUCGCCGGGGACGACGCUGUGACAGAGGCGGUCACUGACCUUGUUCGAGGGACCCUCUGCCCAGCCCUCAAGGCCCUGUUUGAACAUGGACUGAAGAAGCCGUCCCUCCUUGGGGGUGCCUGCCACCCCUGGUUGUUUAUCGAGGAGGCGGCCGGCCGGGAGGUGGAAAGAGACUUCGACUCCGUGUAUUCACGCCUAGUGCUGUGUAAGACAUACAGGUUGGAUGAAGACGGCAAAGUCUUGACCCCGGAGGAGCUGCUCUACCGGGCUGUGCAGUCCGUCAAUGUGACCCAUGAUGCUGCACACGCGCAAAUGGAUGUCAAGCUCCGCUCCCUUAUCUGUGUGGGGCUCAAGUCUUGCACCUGUGGCUGGAGGUGCUCUGCUCCAGCCUGCCGACGGUGGAGAAGUGGUACCAGCCCUGGUCCUUCCUGCGCAGCCCCGGCUGGGUCCAGAUCAAAUGUGAGCUCCGGAGGAGAAGCAGCCCCUGAAGGAGGGUGUCCAGGACAUGCUGGUGAAGCAUCACCUUUUCAGCUGGGACAUAGACGGUUGACGGUCUUCCUCCGGCGGUCCUGUCAUGCCGAGGCCUCCCCCAACCCGUCGGCUACAGAGCGGCCCCUUCCUCAGGCAACAGGAGAACAGCAUGGCCCUGGCCAGUCUCUGGAUGAGGUGGCCAAGGUCCGGCCCAGGCUCUGGGGUCAAGUGAAGGAGACACUGCAGCUCUGGCCGGGCGCCAUGGGGGGAGACCGGGGACAUGGCCCUGGGUGCCCCAGAGCGUCGCUGGAGGGCAGGGCCCAGCUCAGCCUGCUCUCCUGGCCCCAGGGGGAGGGCAGCCAGGGUCUUCACGGAGGCCGUGGACCCCAACUCCACUGUUGGUACUGACCAGAAAUCUCCCGGGGUGGGAGCCACCUCUUUUCUGUCAGUUUUUGCUCAGGAAAGGAAUGGGGGUGGCUAAAGGAUCCUUGGCCUUUUUGCUUUGUAAAUAAAUAGUGUCUUUGAGAAA
This is a messenger RNA of Equus quagga, 2887 nucleotides long. It is a transcript of the gene SGSM3, whose product is annotated as small G protein signaling modulator 3. Bases 250 to 2766 code for a protein of 838 amino acids. The record is from RefSeq and is a predicted model, not a curated record. The transcript is spliced from 21 exons. NCBI's taxonomy places the organism in Eukaryota, Metazoa, Chordata, Mammalia, Perissodactyla, Equidae. Gene Ontology annotation, molecular function: protein binding.